UCUCCCCCUCAGGAAAAUAAAAAUCAAUAACAAUAUUAUUCUCCUCAUUCCUUCAUUUUUAAACCUAGCUCCAUCUCCCUCCACUCACCAUAACAUGGCAUCAGAAGCAAAUGCUGCCAACACCAACUUCUGUGUAAAUGUUAGCAACAAUGGCUACAUUAGUGCUAAUGACCCCUUGAACUGGGGUGCGGCGGCGGAGGCUAUGGCUGGGAGCCACCUCGACGAGGUCAAGCGCAUGCUAGAGGAGUACCGGAGGCCCGUCGUCAAGCUCGGUGGAGAGACCCUGACCAUCUCGCAGGUCGCGGCGAUCGCGGCCCACGACCAGGGGGUGAAGGUGGAGCUGGCGGAGUCCUCCAGGGCCGGUGUUAAGGCCAGCAGUGACUGGGUGAUGGAGAGCAUGAACAAGGGCACUGACAGCUACGGCGUCACCACCGGGUUCGGUGCUACCUCCCACCGGAGAACCAAACAGGGCGGUGCCUUGCAGAAGGAGCUAAUUAGGUUUUUGAAUGCUGGAAUAUUUGGCAAUGGUACAGAGUCCAAUUGCACCCUACCCCACACAGCAACCAGAGCAGCUAUGCUAGUGAGAAUCAACACACUCCUCCAAGGCUACUCAGGAAUCAGGUUUGAAAUUUUGGAGGCAAUCACAAAGCUUCUGAACAACAACAUUACCCCAUGUUUGCCACUUAGGGGAACAAUCACAGCAUCUGGUGAUCUUGUUCCUUUGUCCUACAUUGCUGGUUUGCUAACUGGUAGACCAAACUCCAAGGCUGUUGGACCCUCUGGUGAGAUUCUGAAUGCCAAAGAAGCCUUUGAAUUGGCCAACAUCGGUGCUGAGUUCUUUGAGUUGCAACCUAAGGAAGGCCUUGCCCUUGUGAAUGGCACUGCUGUUGGUUCUGGCUUGGCCUCAAUUGUUCUAUUUGAAGCCAACAUCAUUGCUGUCUUGUCUGAAGUUAUUUCAGCAAUUUUUGCUGAAGUUAUGCAAGGAAAGCCUGAAUUCACUGACCAUUUGACUCAUAAACUAAAGCACCACCCUGGUCAGAUUGAAGCUGCUGCUAUUAUGGAACACAUUUUGGAAGGAAGCUCUUACGUGAAAGCUGCUAAGAAGUUGCAUGAGAUUGAUCCUUUACAAAAGCCUAAACAGGACCGUUAUGCUCUUAGGACUUCACCACAAUGGCUUGGUCCUCUAAUUGAAGUGAUUAGAUUCUCUACCAAGUCAAUUGAGAGGGAGAUUAACUCAGUCAAUGACAACCCUUUGAUUGAUGUGUCAAGGAACAAGGCACUUCAUGGUGGUAACUUCCAAGGAACUCCUAUUGGAGUCUCCAUGGAUAAUACACGUUUGGCUCUUGCUUCAAUUGGUAAACUCAUGUUUGCUCAAUUCUCUGAGCUUGUCAAUGAUUAUUACAACAAUGGUUUGCCUUCAAAUCUCACUGCCAGCAGAAACCCCAGCUUGGAUUAUGGAUUCAAGGGAGCUGAAAUUGCCAUGGCAUCUUAUUGUUCUGAACUUCAAUAUUUGGCGAAUCCGGUGACAAGCCACGUGCAAAGCGCGGAGCAACACAACCAAGAUGUGAACUCUCUGGGGCUGAUUUCAUCAAGGAAGACUCAUGAGGCUAUUGAGAUCCUCAAGCUCAUGUCCUCCACUUUCCUGGUCGCCCUUUGCCAAGCCAUUGACUUGAGGCAUUUGGAGGAGAAUUUGAAGAACACGGUCAAGAACGUUGUGAGUCAAGUUGCUAAGAGGACUCUCACCACAGGUGUCAAUGGAGAGCUUCACCCUUCAAGGUUUUGUGAGAAGGACUUGCUCAAGGUUGUUGAUAGGGAGUACACAUUUGCAUACAUUGAUGACCCCUGCAGUGGAACAUACCCUUUGAUGCAAAAGCUAAGGCAAGUGCUUGUGGACUAUGCAUUGGCCAAUGGAGAGAACGAGAAGAACACAAACACAUCAAUCUUCCAAAAGAUUGCAACAUUUGAGGAAGAGUUGAAGACCCUUUUGCCUAAGGAAGUGGAAGGUGCAAGAGUUGCAUAUGAGAAUGACCAAUGUGCAAUUCCAAACAAGAUCAAGGAAUGCAGGUCUUACCCCUUGUACAAGUUUGUGAGAGAGGAGUUGGGGACAGCAUUGCUAACUGGUGAAAGGGUUAUCUCACCGGGUGAAGAGUGUGACAAAGUGUUCACUGCUUUGUGCCAAGGGAAGAUCAUUGAUCCACUUUUGGAAUGCCUUGGGGAGUGGAAUGGGGCACCUCUUCCAAUAUGUUAGUUUUUCUUAUUUUCUGUUUUCUUGAAGAGUGGUUUCUUUUCUGUACACGUGUUUGUGUUGAUAUUAAGCAUUUGGUUUGUCUAUAUAAGGCUGUGGCAAAUCAAUCCACAUACAACAACUUCCCAGUUUUCCUUGAUGUAUGCCAUGCAAGGAACUUGUAAUUCAUAAUGUAAUAGAAUUCCAUUUGUUUGCCGUAGCUUUGCGUGCAAAUAUCAAUACAUGGCCUUCCAUGUGAAGGAUGUUUUCUCUUGAAUAAUACUUAUUUGUUUCUUUAUGCUA
This is a messenger RNA of Glycine soja, 2527 nucleotides long. Its product is annotated as phenylalanine ammonia-lyase class 2-like. The transcript has 2 exons. NCBI's taxonomy places the organism in Eukaryota, Viridiplantae, Streptophyta, Magnoliopsida, Fabales, Fabaceae. Gene Ontology annotation, molecular function: phenylalanine ammonia-lyase activity. The coding region runs from base 95 to 2248 and encodes 717 amino acids. The record is from RefSeq and is a predicted model, not a curated record. Gene Ontology annotation, cellular component: cytoplasm. Gene Ontology annotation, biological process: L-phenylalanine catabolic process.